GGAGAUUUGGCGGCCGCCGCUCGAGAGCCGGCACCCCAGUCGCCCCGCGCCGCCCGCGCGCCCCCUCCGACUCUGGAUACGGACAUUCUCCUACCGGUGGAUCGUCAUAAUACUAUGGUCUGAUGAUGCUCGUCUAAUAUAUCCUGCCCCUCCUCGAGGGAGGGGGCUGCAUAAGUACAAAAGGUUUAUAUUUGAGCUCUAUCCGGCGCGAUGGACUCGUUCGACUCAUUGCUCACCUGCUGUGUUUGCCUGGACCGGUACCGUAACCCCAAGCUGCUGCCAUGUCAGCACACGUUCUGCAUGGAGCCGUGCAUGGAGGGCCUCAUCGACUACGUUAAACGACAGGUAAAGUGUCCAGAAUGUCGUGCCGAACACCGGAUCCCCUACAAGGGGAUCCAGGAGUUUCCCAGCAACGUGACCAUGCAGCGGUUCCUGGAGAUGUACCAGGCCAUCUCCGGAGAGCUGCCCGACCCCAACCAGGGCCAGGUCAUGGAACGAUGCGCGAUUUGCAACGAAAAAGAAUAUCUUCAGGCGUGCGCUCACUGCGACAAGAAGGUGUGUCCCGAUUGCAAGUCGGCUCACGUGGACGUGCUGAAGCGAGAGGUGGUGCGCAUCAACAACCAGGUCCGGCGCGGCAUCCACAAGCUGUACGACAUCCUGUCUGGCCUGGAGAAGAGCGCCGGCACCGUGCAACAGAACUGCACCGCCGUCCGCGAGGAGGUGGACAGCCUCGGCCAGAGGCUCAUCAAGGCCAUCCGAGACCGCACCGAGGUACUCAAGGCCGAGGUGGACGUCCACAUGGCCACGGAGGUCAGCAACCUCAACACGCUCAAGAGUAAUCUGCAACAGGAGAUAGCCAACAUCGAGAGCAACUCGGAGUUGGCCGAGCGGCACAUGGGCGACACCACCGAGUGGGAUGACGCCGAGCUCAUGGACGCCAAGGAUAUCUUCCUCAAGACGGUCGAGUUCAUCAGGAACUUCGAGCAGGAGGCUCCGUCAGCGAGUGACUAUCGAAAGCCGGUGCGCUUCAACGCCUCCCAGGAUCCGAACUCACUGAGUCGCACGCUGGAGCAGUUCGGAGAGCUCAACAUCACGCGCAAGGAGCUGCAGGAUGCUGCCGGCAUCAACGGCAGCAACGGCUUCCCGGCGCUGAUGCCGUCUUCCUCCUCUGCCGGGCCGGGUCUGAUGCGGAGCAAGUCGGACCACCGGCUGGUGGCGCAGCUCCGUCAGCAGGAGGAGCGCUACGGCGACGACUCGGGCCGCUCGUCCCCGGUCAGCCGGCGCAGGUUCGGCGACCGCGCCGGCCGACGGGACAGCAUGGCGGCCGACUACGACGACACGUCAUACGACUCGCCCUGCGAGAGGAGACACAAGUACCGCUCGCGCUUCACCAGGCGCAACCUGAACCUGGACGACGACCUGGACAGCUACCGUCCGGAGCCGUCGGCGGCGGCGCAGGAGGCCGCGGCUGCUGAGAAGAAGAAGGAGCGCGAGAAGGUGCUGGACACAGAGGACGCGUCCCGGGGCGCCCUCAGCGGUAUCGUGCGCAUUGCUGACGUGCCGCGAGUCAUCCAGAAAUUGGCGGAUAGCGAGCGGGGGCCACGCAAACGGGAAGAGCCCAAACCGGCGCCCGUCAAGGCGACACCGGCAGCACCUGCCGCUCCCGCUGGACCAGUCCCUUGGCGGCGACAGAAGAGCGAAGAUGACGAGAUCGCCAAGAUCAAGAAGCAAAACAAAGAGGCGGACGCUCGAUGCUCCCGAGGUGGAGCAGCGGCCGCCGCUGCUGCUGCCCCUGCUCCUGCAGAUGAGACGCCUUCGCCGCGCGCUGCCAGCGUGUCUCGCUCGUCAGUGGAGAGACGCACGGGCUCCCAGCCGUCCACACCCACCUCGACAAUGUCGCGGCCGCGCUUCACCCGCGAGGAGUCGGGCAGCGAGACGGAGGAUUCGGUACGGCGGCGACCCAGCCGGGUCAGCCGACCCUCGGCCGGCGCGCCCAUCUCGGAGAGCGCCAACGAGCCGCGCGCGCCGCCCUCCGCAGCGGCCGCCGCGCAGCGCAAGAUCAGCGAGCCCAUCCGCGGAGGGUCGCCGCGCGUGGCGGCGGUGGUGUCUCGCAGCUCGUCUGGCGGCUCGCUGAACCGCGAGGCGGAGGCAGCGGCGGCCGAGAGGCCGCGCGCCACGCUGCGCACCACCUGGGAGCGGCGCGGCUCGCGCUCAAACAGCUCAGAGUCCACCUCCUCGGCGAGCGAGUCGUCGGCGAGCGCGGCGCCGAAAUCCACCGGAGCCGCCUUCUCCACCAACGAGCUCAAGAGCCGGUUCAUGCGCGGGGGAGCGCCGCCAGCGCCCCCUGACCCGCCCCGAGGACGGGUCGGGGCUGGCGCGUCGGCAGCGCCCCCUACCCGCCCGCCGCCCGCCGGUGCUCCGUCCGAAUCAUCGUCAGCCACGCCCACCCGCCCGCGUUUCCAGAGCCGUUUUUUAGGCCGAGCUGGUACUCCCAAAGCAGAGCCCUCGACCAAAUCCGAGAGUAGUGAGAGCUCCUCCGAGUCCGACUCAGACUCCUCCGACUCUGACUCGAGCUCCGAGGACGACACGGCCGCUCACUCGUUCAGAGGUCGCGCCAGCAGCAACAUGGCCAAGACCAGCAUCGGACCUCUGCUUGCACGGAGUGCCCUUGCCAGGAAGGACAGCAGCUCGGCCGCUGAACCGCCGGCUACGUCCCCGUCGACGCGCACGGGCCGGACGGCCGGCUCGUACGGGGCGGCGCGGCGUGAGGCGUCGCUCGACUACAGCACCCCGACAACCUCCUCGGACCGGUACCAGAGCCGGUACAGCCGCGACACCACCGACGCCGCCACCGAGCCCAAACCGUACGAGUCGCGGUACGGCUCCAGCCGGUACAGCGGCGACUACACGCCGACCAACGGGCUGGCGCGCUCGCGAACCUCCUCCCACCUCGAGUCGCGCUCGUCCGCCUACGAUCCCGACUCCUACUCGAGUUACUCGUCCAAAUACUCGCGGCCCACUCGGCCGUCUUACGACGACUACACGCCACGCUACUCAUCCUACUCGUCGCGGUUUUUAAACCGCGAUGAGAGCUCUGCUGCGCACCACGCGCCGGAGACGGAGGCGCCGCGCCCCACGGGCGCCGCCGCCGCCGCCGGCCCGGCCGCCGCCGUCGCUGGCGGCAGCCGCACGGAAGGCACGUCCCGGUAUGCGCCCUCGACAGAGGCGCGCCGACCGGGCCGUGCCGGCAGCACGAGCUCUGACCGCUCCGACGGACAGGGGAGCGGCGGACGGGCCUCGCCCGAGCCGCCGCGCCCGUCGGAGCAGCGAGAGAACAGCGACAGUGGCGCCUCUGGCGGCGAGCGGGCCGAACCGGCGCCGGCCGCCGGCAGCAAGUCGGAGGCGCUCUCCACCUGGGCGCAGUACCUCAAGAACAAGUACGGGUACACGGGAAAGGACGGCGAGAGGGGCAAGCAGGGCGUGGCCCGCAGCAAGUCGACCCACCUGCUGCGCCUGUUGCCGGGCGCCGCCGCGCCGGCCGAGGAGGGCGCCACUGCGCCGGGCCAGGUGGCGCCACUGAGCGCCGACCCGCUCGGCUGCCCGGUCCGCAGCCAGUAUCUGCAGAAGGGACGGUUACGGUUCAAGAUCGGGUGUCGCGGCGGAGGUCCGGGCCAGCUGACCUGGCCGCGGGGCAUCGCCGUCGGGCCCGACAACGCCAUCGUCGUGGCCGACAGCAGCAACCACCGCGUGCAGGUGUUCGACCAGCAGGGCACCUUCGUCAAGGAGUUUGGCCAGUACGGCAACGGGGAGGCCGAGUUCGACUGUCUGGCCGGCGUGUCAGUCAACCGGAUCGGCCAGUUCAUCAUCUCAGACAGAUACAAUCACCGUAUUCAGAUAUUCGACCCGUCCGGCCGGUUCCUGCGCUCGUUCGGCCAGAACGGUACCAUGGAGGGCCGCUUCAACUACCCGUGGGGCGUCACCACGGACGCGCUUGGCUUCAUCUACGUCUGCGACAAGGAGAAUCACCGCGUCCAGGUGUUUCAGUCGGACGGCACGUUCGUGGGCGCCAUCGGCUCGGAGGGGCACACGCCCGGCCAGCUGGCGCACCCGCACUACAUCGCCGUGAGCGCUACCAACCGGGUGGUAGUCACCGACAGCAACAACCACCGCGUUCAGGUGUUCGACGUCAACGGAAAGUGUCUGCACACCUUCGGCGGCGAGGGCGGAGAGGAGGGAAAGUUCAAGUUCCCCAGGGGUGUAGCCGUGGACGACCAGGGCUACAUCAUCGUCGGCGACUCGGGAAACAACCGGAUCCAGAUCUUCAGUCCCGACGGCGGCUUCCUGAAGGCGUUCGGCGGCUGGGGCGGCAAGGACGGAGAGUUCAAAGGUCUGGAGGGUGUGGCCGUCACCUCUACUGGCAACGUGCUGGUGUGCGACCGCGAGAACCACCGGGUGCAGGUGUUCUGACGUCACUCGGUCCAGUGACGUCACUCGCCUGAGACCAGUGACGUCACCAUGACGAUGGCAGCCGCCGCCCCCCUCCAUAACGCGCUCCCGUCCGCUCGCCCGGCGCGCGAGCGGACUCUGACGACAUAGGAACCGGUACCCUGUAGCGUCCUCCACCGCCCGGCUGGCAGCAAUGCGCUCUUUCUCCGCGCGAGUAGGAUUUUACAUAUGAACUCAAGUCUAGUCGACAGAGAGCGAUUCAGUAUGAACUGUAACCGAUGAAUACAAUUUAAUAAACAAUGCCGAUGA
Molecule: messenger RNA, 4755 nt
Organism: Amphibalanus amphitrite
Lineage: Eukaryota; Metazoa; Arthropoda; Thecostraca; Balanomorpha; Balanidae
Product: RING finger protein nhl-1-like
Exons: 11
Coding region: 211-4467 (1418 amino acids)
Biological process (GO): negative regulation of translation; proteasome-mediated ubiquitin-dependent protein catabolic process; protein polyubiquitination
Molecular function (GO): ubiquitin protein ligase activity; protein binding; translation repressor activity
Source: RefSeq, a predicted model, not a curated record